GAUUCAGCUAAGUGGAAGGCUGUGAAGAACAAACUCUCUCGGGUUUCGUGGUCGAAGUCGCCUUUUCACUACACAGUGUAGCGCGUGAAUAUUUUCUAAUGCGUGGAUUAUUCAUCCCUCUUUAGGAAUGCCUUGUAAAUAUUUUUGCUGAUCUCAUUUAAAUAUUUCAAUUGCUAAAACGAGAACGAGAAGUCUGCUUUAACGUGGUGUGGAGCUAUGCAGCGGUGGCGUCCUUCACUAUUCAAGAUGAUGAAGAAAGACAAGCCAAGGAGCAUCGACGAUGAGUGCAAGAAACCAAUGAACCCCAAUGGGAAUGAUUCCAAAACCGUCAUUGUGUGCAACAAUCAUAAAGUGCCAAACGGUAUGGAAAUCAACGGGAAAUCUCUAACGGUCAUUAAUGAAAAUAUUGUAGUCCACAAUGAACACUAUGCAGAUGAUAUUGAAAAACCUUAUUGUGGGUUAGGUUCUUUUAGGCCUAAGUGGUUACAAACGUUAGCAAAUAAGAAGACAUUUGUGGCAAUAUUUUGUCUUACUAGUGUAUUACAGGGUAUGUACUCCACAUACUUUGUGAGUGUCUUAACUACAAUAGAAAAAUUGUAUCGCGUGGAAAGUAAAACUACGGGGAUUAUAUUAUCUGCGACAGAAAUCGGACAAAUAGGUGGCGCUUUCUUUUUAACAUAUUAUGGUGGUCAAGGUCACCGCCCCAGAUGGAUAGCUUUUGGAACAUUGUUAUUUGCCACGGCAUGUAUAUUUUGUUCUACUCCGCAUUUCCUUUUUAAGAUAGAUUACCCAGUUUAUGCUAACCAAGAUAACGUUGGUAAUAACGAGACUGCCGAAAGUCUUCGCAAGUUACACGCAGAGCUGUGUCAUAACAAAUUACCCCCCUCUCAUAAAAUUACUGAGUCGCUUGUUGAACUUUGGGAGCCAGUCUUCUACCCUACUAGCAACAAUGUCACAUCAGCAUCGCAAGAACACAACACCACCUGGCGGAGGCAUUCAUCAAAGGAUAAUUCCACCAACCAACUUCCAGUACCAGAACCUUAUUGGUUAGACGGUGAUUCUCAUUGCAGUUCCCCGAAUGUACCAAAUAACCCCAGUCAAAGAACUGGCUUUGUUCUUGCGAUAUUUUUCGUCAGCCUUCUGUUUAUUGGGAUUGGAGCGACUGCAGUUUACACUCUUGGCAUUCCUUAUAUCGACGAUAACGUAGCAACACGAGACUCUCCAAUGUAUUUUGCUAUUACAAUUGGUGUCAGGAUUUUUGGCCCGACCUUCGGUUUCCUCUUGGGAUCCUUUUGCAUUGGAUUUUACGUAAAUUUUCCAUUUGAAACUUCCAACAAUCUAACACCAAAUGACCCACAGUGGGUUGGAGCCUGGUGGCUAGGUCUAUGUAUGGUUGGUGCGACAUUGUUUCUCACAGUUUUCCCAAUGGCAUCCUUCCCUCGUAAACUUCCACAGUCUUAUUCCUCUCCUCAACGCCAGAUGGCAAUUGUGCAGCUAAAUGGUCAAGUGAACGGAAACAUGUGUAACAACAAUCAACAAGAAAAGGCAUUGUUAGGAAACCACUGUCCGCAAAAAAAUAAUACAACGAAAUCUUUUCCACAGGCCAUGAGACGACUGCUUAAAAACGAGAUACUGCUAUGCCGGACAGCCAGCAGCGUUCUUCACAUCAUGCCUAUAGCAGGGUUGUACACAUUUCUCCCAAAAUACCUGGAGACCCAGUUCCAGCUGAGCCCCACUAAAGCCAAUAUAAUAUCUGGGAUGGCUGGCAUACUCGUUAUGGGUGUGGGGAUCUUCUUCAGUGGAACUUUGAUGAGAAGACUCAAACCAAGUGCCCGGAUUGUGGCUGCAUGGAUAGCCCUAGCGGCGUUUGCUUACUGUUUGGGGAUGGUGGUCCUGAUGUUGGUGGGGUGUCCUGUAAACAUCAAAGUAAGCCAUUCAGAUGAGCUGCCAUCUAUUGAUGGGUUGUGCAACGAAACCUGCAGCUGUAGACCUGGCGUUUACUCGCCUGUUUGUGGCGGUGACGGGAUCACGUAUCUGUCACCAUGUCUGGCUGGCUGUACCGAAGUUUCUGUUGAUGACAGAAAAGAGUUUACCUUCAGCAACUGCCAAUGUCUUGGGAAGAACACCACUGCCACAAACGGUUACUGUCCUCUAGAAUGCAACAAUCUAGUGUGGUAUAUUAUAAUAUUCUCCAUAUUUGUUCUUAUUCACUCAACUUCAGAAGUCGGAUCCAUGUUAUUAACUCUCAGAUGUGUCGAACCCCAGGACAAAGCCCUUGCCUUAGGACUAAUAUACUUUGCUAUUGGACUGUUCGGUAACGUUCCUUGUCCAAUUAUAUAUGGUGCUGUCGUCGAUUCUGCUUGCUUAUUUUGGGAAGAGGGCGAUUGUGGCGACAAGGGCGCAUGUCGGAUUUAUGACCCAGCAAAAUUUCGAAUGUAUUUCCACGGUAUAACAGCGGCCAUCAUGUUAGGAGCUUUCGCAGUGGACGCAGUGGUGUGGUACAAAUCUGGUUCCAUUCAGUUUCACGAAGAUGAAAAUCAUAGUUCACCAAAGGACCCUAUGCCUGUAGAUGUACUCCGGUGUACUCAGUUUGAAACAAGCGUUUAGUACCUUUUUGCACGAAUAGAUGGCGCCCUGUUGCUGUAACUUCACAAAGGACCAAUUAAUCUUCGGACCACAAGUCAUUAUAAAUACAGGGUUUCUAUUUGUUUGUUUGUUAUAUCACUAAAUCAAGAAUCUCAUAAUAUAAAAUAGAGAAACUACGUCAUAGUAGCUCAUGACGUUUUUUUCCUGUUCAAAUGUUAGAGAAAACGUAAGAAUACGGAUUUUUGUAAAGAAAACGAGUUAUAUCAACUUUCUUAAUGAAUGGAAAGCAUGCACUCAAUUAUUUUCCGGUGACCACGAACAAUGAUUUAAUUUUUAAGUCAACCCAGUCUGACUUGUAUAUUCUUUUAAAGUAACAACUGCUGGAACUGUGAUAAAAUAACUCGGUCAGCCUGAUGACGUCAACUUGGUGCUCAUUUCAACAGAUUGUUCGUUGGCGUUGAAACAAAGAAAGGCUGAAAUAAUGUUAGUAAUUAUUAUUACGAAGGGUAGUAAAAUCAGUUUCGAGUGAUAAGAUAAAUAUCGGGUUAUUUUAGUGACUGAGCUGAAAAGCCAACGUUGGGGCUUUCAAAACAAUACAAAAUUAUAUGGCUAUUAUGUACAAUGUGCACAGUUUAACAAAUUUCAGUUUAAAAACAAAAGUGUAAAUAUAUUACUACAAGCAUUAUUGUGAAUUAUACGAUGAUAUAUUGUCGUAAUGAUUGUUACAUAUUAAUAUGGUCAGAUGUAUGUUUCAAAAACGUUGUACAAUAAUAAUAAAUGUUUUAAUUGUUGA
Messenger RNA from Limulus polyphemus (Atlantic horseshoe crab), 3379 nucleotides. Its product is annotated as solute carrier organic anion transporter family member 3A1-like. The coding region runs from base 217 to 2607 and encodes 796 amino acids. NCBI's taxonomy places the organism in Eukaryota, Metazoa, Arthropoda, Merostomata, Xiphosura, Limulidae. Gene Ontology annotation, biological process: sodium-independent organic anion transport; transmembrane transport. Gene Ontology annotation, cellular component: membrane. Gene Ontology annotation, molecular function: protein binding. The transcript has 10 exons. The record is from RefSeq and is a predicted model, not a curated record.